UAGAUGAACGCACGCUGUGGAGCUUUUUGGCGUGCAAAACGGGAAAAGGAGAACGAUCGUGUGGGAGAUUUCUCACUGUGGACUGGGACAGAUCCACUACUGCAGGGCAAACAGCGGACUGCUUCGGACAGCGGUGACAGCAGCGAGAGGGAGCGUGUGUGUGCAUGCAUCCGUGCGCAUGUUUCGAGGGAAGACUGAGCUGUGCUGCGCUUCUCAAACGCUCAUUCUCUCACUCUCGGAUGAUGAAGGCUCUCAAUCGCAUAUGAUGGAGCUUGACUGAGAAGGGGGUCUCACUCUCACCCGUGCGCUCUUAGGCGGGCAGAGCUCAGGAGCUCUCUGCAGCGGGGUGGAGGCACACGCACGCUUCACGCUUGCUUCUGGACUGUGACCGAUGACUGGACCAAAGAGCCAGGUUCCGUGUGCCCCUCGUGCUCCAGUGAGCAUAAAUACGGCCAGGUGAAGGACCAUCACCUUCGACCCCCGAGACCUCUGGAGAUGUUCCUCCUCUCUCCUGUGAGACUCACUUUGUUUCUGCUGGUCUUCCUGGACGUUCCCCAUCCAUCCCUUCAGGGCAGGAAUAAGGGCAGAUGGAACAAGGGGGGAUCCCGUCUACGGCAGGAAGAUUCUCCACCUCGGAUCGUAGAACACCCCUCCGAUCUAAUUGUAUCCAAGGGCGAGCCAGCCACCCUAAACUGCAAGGCAGAGGGGCGGCCCACCCCUACUGUGGAGUGGUACAAAGAUGGAGAACGAGUUGAAACCGAUAAAGAUGACCCUCGAUCCCACCGCAUGCUCCUUCCCAGCGGCUCGCUCUUCUUCCUGCGUAUCGUACAUGGCCGUCGAAGCAAACCUGAUGAGGGGGAGUACGUUUGUGUGGCACGCAAUUACUUGGGGGAAGCAGUCAGUCGAAAUGCCUCACUGGAAGUAGCAUUGUUACGUGAUGAUUUCAGACAGAACCCUACGGAUGUGGUGGUGGCUGCUGGAGAGCCGGCCAUCUUGGAGUGCGUUCCCCCUCGUGGACACCCGGAGCCUACCAUCUACUGGAAGAAAGACAAAGUACGAAUCGAUGAGAAGGAUGACAGGAUCAAGAUCCGUGGAGGGAAACUGAUGAUCUCCAACACGAGGAAGAGCGACGCUGGCAUGUACAUCUGCGUGGGCACCAAUAUGGUCGGUGAGAGAGACAGUGAGACGGCCCAGGUCACUGUGUUCGAGAGGCCCACGUUCCUACGACGGCCCAUUAACCAGGUGGUUCUGGAGGAGGAGGCGGUGGAAUUUCGCUGUCAGGUGCAGGGAGACCCGCAGCCUACCGUCCGCUGGAAAAAAGACGAAAUUGAUGUCCCCCGCGGGAGGUAUGAUAUUAAAUAUGAUAAAGACGACUAUGUGCUGAGGAUAAAGAAGGCAACAGCGAGCGAUGAAGGAACCUUCACCUGUGUAGCUGAGAACAGAGUUGGAAAAACGGAGGCGUCCACCACCCUCAUGGUCAGAGCUCGCCCUGUCGCCGCACCGCAGUUCGUGAUCAGGCCGCGGGAUCAGAUUGUGGCGCAGGGACGGACCGCCAGUUUCCCCUGUGAGACCAAAGGGAACCCACAGCCGGCAGUCUUCUGGCAGAAAGAAGGAAGUCAGAACCUCCUGUUUCCAAAUCAACCGCAGCAGCCCAACAGUCGUUUCUUGGUGUCGCCUAGUGGAGAUCUGACCAUCACAGUGGUCCAGCGGGCAGACGCGGGAUAUUAUAUCUGCCAGGCCCUGACGGUGGCGGGCAGCAUCCUGGCCAAAGUCAUAUGUCAGCCUACACUUUUCACACCCGACACAAACGGAGGCCUCAGUAUCCCAUACAAAAUGUUGACUGAUCGUCCUCCCCCCAUCAUCCGGCAGGGUCCAGCUAACCAGACUCUGGGUGUAGACAGUGUGGCUCUUCUGAGGUGCCAUGCAUCUGGAGAACCGGUCCCAACCAUCAGCUGGCUCAAGGAUGGGGUCAGUCUGCUGGGCAAAGACGCUCGUAUGUCCCUACAGGACCUCGGCAGCCUGCAGAUCAAGGUUUUGCGGCUCUCUGAUUCUGGUAUCUAUACUUGUGUGGCAGCAAGUUCUAGUGGGGAAACAUCUUGGAGUGCUUUCUUGGAAGUCAAAGAGUCUGGAAGUCUUGUUAUAGUUAAAGACCAGGAUGAGAACGAGCUCCCAGGUCCUCCUUCCAAACCUCAGGUCACCGACGUCACUAAAAACAGUGUGUCGUUGUCCUGGCAGCCUGGCCUUCCUGGAGUAUCACCCAUCUCAUCAUAUGUUAUUGAGGCUUUCAGCCAAUCGGUGAGCAAAAGCUGGCAGACUGUGGCCGAUCAUGUCAAGACCACGCAGUACACCAUCAAGGGUCUUCGCCCCAACACCAUCUACUUGUUCAUGGUGCGAGCAGUCAACGUCCAAGGCCUGAGUGACCCGAGCCCCAUGUCCGAACCUGUCCGCACUCAAGAUAUAAGUCCUCCAGCUCAGGGAGUGGAUCACAGACACGUGCAGAAGGAGUUGGGUGAGGUUAUUGUGCGGCUACACAACCCUGUGGUCCUCAGCCCCACCACCAUACAGGUCACAUGGACGGUUGACCGCCAGUCUCAGUUCAUCCAGGGCUACAGGGUUUUGUACAGGCAGAUGUCAGGGCUGUCCUCCCCUGGAGCGUGGCAGAGUCAGGAUGUGAAGGUCCCCUCUGAGAGGAGCAUGGUGCUCUCGGCUCUGAAGAAAGGCAUCGUCUACGAGAUCAAAGUCCGUCCGUACUUCAACGAGUUCCAGGGCAUGGACAGCGAGUCCCGAACAGCAAGAACAACAGAGGAAGCACCCAGUGCUCCUCCUCAGCAGGUGACGGUCCUCAUGGUGGGCAAUCAGAACAGUACAUCCAUCAGUAUCUCCUGGGACCCUCCUCCUGCAGAACAUCAGAACGGCAUCAUCCAGGAAUAUAAGAUCUGGUGUUUAGGGAACGAGACCCGUUUCCAUGUAAAUAAGACAGUGGACGCAGCCAUCCGUUCAGUGGUGGUGGGGGGUCUCCAGGCGGGGGUCCAGUACCGGGUGGAGGUGGCCGCCAGCACCAGCGCAGGGGUGGGGGUGAAGAGCGAACCACAAACCAUCAUUAUUGGUAAAGACUUCCGGGAUGUGAUCAUGAGCAGGAACAACAGCAUCACAGAGCAGAUCACGGAUGUGGUGAAGCAGCCGGCCUUCAUCGCAGGCAUCGGAGGGGCCUGCUGGGUCAUUCUGAUGGGCUUCAGCAUCUGGCUCUACUGGAGGAGAAAGAAGAGAAAGGGUCUCAGCAAUUACGCAGUUCAGUCGUUCACCUUCACCCCUGCAGUGACGUUCCAGCGUGUUGAUGGAGGCUUGAUGAGCAACGGGAGGUAA
This is a messenger RNA of Sinocyclocheilus anshuiensis, 3363 nucleotides long. Its product is annotated as roundabout homolog 2-like. Gene Ontology annotation, molecular function: protein binding. The coding region runs from base 496 to 3363 and encodes 955 amino acids. The record is from RefSeq and is a predicted model, not a curated record. Lineage: Eukaryota; Metazoa; Chordata; Actinopteri; Cypriniformes; Cyprinidae. The transcript has 20 exons.